AAACGGAGAGGUUUUUAUAAACAGGAGCUGCUCACACAAACUGCACCGCAGUCCAGCAUCUGCACACACACCGGUUGUUCACCUGAAGAGCGAGAGGAUGGACGCAGCAUACAAGAAAGUGAAUGGAAGCUACGGCCCAGAUGCAGAGAAAGGGGACCAAGGCACAGGGAGGAGAAGGGGAUCCAUGUAUCUGGAGGAGGAGACCGACAAGAAGUCAGAAGUGAUCUCCUGCAUCUUCUCCCUGAAAGAGGAGGUCGGAGCUUUGGCCAGGGGCCUGCGGCUCUUUGAGGAGAAGGGCAUCAACCUGACGCACAUUGAGUCCCGUCCGUCGCGGAUGAACAAAGACCAAUACGAGUUCUUCAUCAGCGUGGACUCCACCUGCUCCCAGGCCCUGGACGAGGUCAUCGACGGCCUGCGUACACAAAUCAGCGGCCACGUGCAUGAGCUAUCACGCAACAAAGAGAAGGACACAGUGCCGUGGUUCCCUAAUGACAUCCAGGACUUGGACCGCUUUGCCAACCAGAUCCUCAGCUAUGGCUCAGAGCUGGAUGCUGAUCACCCGGGCUUCACAGAUCCAGUCUACAGAGCCCGCAGAAAGGAGUUUGCAGACAUCGCCUACAACUACAGACAUGGUCAAACCAUCCCUCGAGUGGAGUACACAGAGGAGGAAAGGGUCACAUGGGGCAUGGUGUUCAAGGAGCUGAAGAGUCUGUACCCGACUCACGCCUGCCGCGAACACAACCGGGUCUUCCCCCUGCUGGAGAAAUACUGCGGCUACAGGCAGGACAACAUCCCACAGCUAGAGGACGUCUCCCGCUUCCUGCAGUCGUGCACAGGCUUCCGGCUUCGCCCGGUAGCCGGCCUCCUCUCGUCCCGGGACUUCCUGGCUGGCCUCGCCUUCCGAGUCUUUCAUUCCACGCAGUACAUUCGUCACAGCUCCAAGCCCACAUACACACCUGAGCCGGAUAUCUGCCAUGAGCUCCUGGGACACGUUCCACUGUUUGCUGACCCUAGUUUUGCCCAAUUCUCACAGGAAAUCGGUCUUGCCUCCCUCGGAGCCCCUGAUGAGUACAUUGAGAAACUUGCUACUGUGUACUGGUUCACUGUGGAGUUUGGCCUUUGUAAGCAGGGCUCAGAGAUCAAAGCAUAUGGAGCUGGCCUGCUUUCAUCGUUCGGAGAGCUGCAGUACUGCUUGACAGACAAGCCCAAUCUCCAGCCUUUUGACCCCGACAAGACCAGCCUCCAGAAAUACCCAAUCACAGAGUACCAGCCCAUUUACUUUGUCGCUGAGAGCUUUGAGGACGGUAAAGAGAAAGUCCGGAAAUUUGCAUCCACCAUCCCCAGGCCUUUCACAGUGCGCUACAAUCCCUACACCCAGAGCAUUGAAGUGCUGGACAACACCCAGCAGCUCAGGAACCUGGCUGACAGCAUCAAUAGUGAAGUGGGGAAAUUGUGCGAAGCCCUGCGGAAACUUCAGUAACUUUUCAGCACACGAAAUCGAGCCGAAAAACUCUCUUCAUUUCCUCAAUGAAACUGUCAGCUUGCGGUUCUGCUUAGCAUGCGCACAAAUGAGCUUUCUCUGUAUUAAAACAAAUAUGCAAAGUCAAAUAACAACAAUAUUACUGUAAUCCAAUUAUUAUUUUAGUUAAGUGAAUAAAGUGUAGUUACCUAUGUAGGAUAACAAGGAAUAAGGAAUGUUACUGUCCAUAUUAUUAUGUUAUUAAGAGUUUUUCAAAAUAAGAGAAUAAGUGACUUUAAUGAAUUUAAAAUCCAAUAUGUAAACAUCAAAUUGCUUUUAACGUGAUGCAAAACAGCUGAAAUAAUCAGUUUUUUUUCUAUGCAUUUAACCUUAAGGCACACCGAGAGAUAAUUUUUGUUACUAGCUUUCAUUGUGCUCGGCUGAAUGAAAUGUUUUGUAUAUGCAUGAAAGAUUUUAAUGAAAAGAAAUAAAUGUUUCUCUUCUUUC
Messenger RNA from Dicentrarchus labrax (European seabass), 1966 nucleotides. It is a transcript of the gene pah, whose product is annotated as phenylalanine hydroxylase. Gene Ontology annotation, biological process: L-tyrosine biosynthetic process; L-phenylalanine catabolic process. The transcript is spliced from 13 exons. Gene Ontology annotation, molecular function: phenylalanine 4-monooxygenase activity; iron ion binding. NCBI's taxonomy places the organism in Eukaryota, Metazoa, Chordata, Actinopteri, Moronidae. The coding region runs from base 98 to 1480 and encodes 460 amino acids. The record is from RefSeq and is a predicted model, not a curated record.